Scutellospora calospora is the source of this 276-nucleotide messenger RNA. NCBI's taxonomy places the organism in Eukaryota, Fungi, Glomeromycota, Glomeromycetes, Diversisporales, Gigasporaceae. The record is from the annotation of a GenBank genome assembly.
AUGCUAUCUGGCUUUGAAGAUAAAACAGCAUAUGCUUUGUGUACAUUUGCGUAUUCUGCUAAACCUGACACAGAUCCAAUAUUAUUUGAAGGGCGUACAAACGGAAAAAUUGUAUCUCCACGUGGUAUAAAAGACUUCGGAUGGGAUCCAAUUUUUCAACCUGAUGGAUUUGAUCUAACUUAUGCCGAGAUGUCUAAAGAAGUCAAGAAUUCAAUUUCACAUCGGUAUAAAGCCUUAGAUCAAUUGAGAGAUUUCCUCAUUAAUAACAGUAAUUAA